AGCAUCGUUUUCACGCUUGCACAAAUUCGCGAGCAAAUGCCGAUUCUUAGCUGCCUAUAUCGUGACCGUUCAAACAACAGAGAACAUAGAACGGCGAACGGCGAACAUGAUAAAUUCAAUUUCUAAUCUAACGAUAAUUUAUAUGCUCUCAAAUUAUCAAUUUUCAUCGCGAAAUCUCUCGAAAUACUUCAAAUCCGAUUUUUCAAUGAAAUCUCGCAUUCAAUGAACUUCUCUUCUUUCCUAAUCCACAGUUCUUCGUAGAGAUGAUUAAAGAGCGAACGCGUACGUAAGCCGAUAGACAAACGAAUGCUUCUCGUAUACUAUAGCGUUAUCAAAAUCUUGAGACUUAAUCGUAAAUGAAAAGAUUACCACAGAUUCUUUCCACGAAAUUAAUGAAAUUUUAUUUUAAAGUAAUCGCUCUUCGUAGAUUGUGUGCAGUUCGGACUAAAAUUUUAAAGAUUAUACACUAAGAAAUCAAAAAAAAAAAAGAUGCGAAUGCAAAAGUAAAAUACUCCACAAGAACUAAAGUCAAAGUUAUUAAUAGGAGGAAAACAACAACAAUAACAACAACGCGACAUAACGUGCUUUAUGUGCUUCUGUGACUUGAAUUAGCUCAUUGAAUCUUUGUUUGUUUAUGGUAACGUUUACCGUUAUCAUGCCGUGGCGUUGGUUCUCAUAUGCAUUAUGGAGAUUGUUUUGAGAUCAACAAAAUCAUGCGAAACGCUGUUCGCACACAAUAUAGGACUUUUCUCGUUUCUGAUAAUUAUGGCAAAUGUAUCGCCAUAUGCUGCGGAAGCGCAAUAUCGUCCCUAUUAUCCUCAUCAGCAUAGAAAUAUCUCAUAUAUGCACCGCUUGUCAGAGUUUCACAAACAAGAAUUGCACAAUAUAGCCAUACGCUUGGAACAUUCAAUAGACACCGACAAGUAUGUCUGUGAUGGUUACUUUGAUUACGUAUGUGGUCGUAAUCGGCCAUUAUUUUCCAUUUUGGGUCAUCUGCCUCAUUCCGGCGAACUAAUACUCCUUCUAAAGCAACUGCAAGAAGAUCAUGAGCAAUUUGAAGCCAAAAAAAAACUUUUUGAUUUCUUCAUCUCCUGCAAUAGUGUCAAAUCUUUGGACGAUUGCUAUUAUGAAUCGUUUGAAUACUUCAAGCCUCUAUUCGGUUACAUUAUCACGAAAAAGUAUAUAAACAGUAACUCGUACGACGUCAAAAAUUUUGUGGAAAUAUUGGAUCGAUUUUUAACAAAAGUGAAGAGCACGCAAACCACUUCACGUGAUGUAAUACGCAUUAAAUUGGCGACAUUGAAGGAGAAAUUUCGCAUGCCGCAGAUAUAUUUCAGAGCCAAUGACUUAAACUAUGAGUAUCGGGAAUUGAGCAUCUAUCGGAAAAGCUAUAAACAUAACAUUAAAAAUUUAGAAUUAUAUCGUAAAACGAACUCGACCUAUGAGUAUGGCGUGCAACGUACUAUGUUAGAUUGGUCUUUGUACUUAUAUCAAAGCCGUAAUAAACCGAUGUCAUAUUUUUAUGCUACACUCAACGUGCACUUAUGGAUGACUUUAUACAAUAGUACGGAACGACAGCAGACUCUAGAAGUUGGAGGUCUUCAGCGACUUCUAGAAAUUGGUGAAUGCUUGAAAUUACCGCAAUUUGUUAAUGUAUUAGACGAGGCCCGUAUCUUGGCUGUUGUCUAUUUAAAAAGUUUCCGUAACGCCUGGGAAGGCUACCGAGAUUGGAUUACCGCUAGCACCGAACAUCAAGAAAUUUACGACGAGGAGAAUGAAAUUCUCGAGAAAUAUCGCUUAAAUAACAAGCGAUUAUUUUUUACGUUGUACGCACAAAAUUUUUGUGAGUUCGGACGUGAUCUCGCCGAGAAUGUCUUUUAUUUAGGCUUAAAACAAAAUCAAGAUUUUUUUAAAAUUUACUCAUGCAAUUAUAAACCCGAGAGCUUUCUAGACUGCCUAUGAAUAAAACACUUUUUUCAUUUAAGAAAUGAUUUAAAUUAAUUUUCAUUCUCUUUGCCAUCCUCGCUGUUCAGUAAACAGAAUUUUUCAAAAUAUUCUUGAGCUUCAGUGUGACCAUACAAACGCGCCAAGUCAAGACAAGUUAAAUCAAACAUAUCCUGCGCUUUCGUAUUAGCACCGUACGUUAUUAGCAACUCGAAAAUGCUGAGACCAGCAUUCAUAACCACUGCAAUAAAACGCACACGCAUUUGCGAACAUAGCAUAUGGGAGAAGAAGUGAUUUUUGAAAUUUAAUCCGCUUUAUAUAACCUACCGGAGCGCAUUAACA
Glossina fuscipes is the source of this 2286-nucleotide messenger RNA. RefSeq lists its product as uncharacterized. The transcript has 2 exons. Gene Ontology annotation, molecular function: metalloendopeptidase activity. The coding region runs from base 685 to 1962 and encodes 425 amino acids. Lineage: Eukaryota; Metazoa; Arthropoda; Insecta; Diptera; Glossinidae. The record is from RefSeq and is a predicted model, not a curated record. Gene Ontology annotation, biological process: proteolysis.